AUGCCGGCCGAUUACAGCUCGACCGCGAGAGCUUUGGCUUUACCCAUAAGUCCUCUCGAGUCUCCUUCCUCUCCAGAUCAACACGCAGAAAGGCCACCAUGGUCCAGACGUAUAUCUUCCAAUGUGCGAAGAGGAAACAAUUCAGCCUCGCCAUAUUCAAGCCAACCUACCAAUUCCCUCAAAGACCAAAUUCUCCGCAAGGCCGAAAAAUUACAACGAAAGCUCGUUUCAACAUGGCAAAAGCUUUCUCUUCUUCAAAAAUGCCUGGCCAUUAUGGCUGCGAUUCUUAAUAUUAUUCUCGUCGUUCUAUUUCUAGUCUAUCAACAUCAAAUCUUCGCCAGUCUUGCUCCAUUCGCAGAACGCUGGCGGGAUAUGCGGGGAGGCUGGAUGAUUCUGUGGGCCAUGACAUUCGUCGCCGCAUUCCCACCUCUCAUCGGCUAUUCCUCCACCAUCACCAUUGCCGGAUUUGUCUUCGGAGUCCCCAAGGGCUGGAUCAUUGUGGCGACCGCAACAAUAGCAGGUUCUCUCUGUUCAUUCCUAGCUUCCCGAACCAUUCUCUCUAGCUAUGUACAUCGUCUCGUGGGAAAAGAUAAACGCUUUGAAGCUCUUGCUCUCACUCUCAAACACGACGGCAUCAAGAUUCUCUGCAUGAUCCGUCUCUGCCCCCUCCCAUACUCCCUCUCCAACGCCGCCAUCGCCACUUUCCCCACUGUGCAUCCCCUCAACUAUGCCCUCGCUACGGGCUUGGUAACUCCCAAACUCCUCAUCCACGUUUUCAUUGGCAGUCGUCUGGGCUCGCUCGCCGGCGACGAAGAAAUGGAUACCUCCACCAAACUAAUAAACUACGCCAGUAUAAUCAUCGGAGCUGGACUCGGUGCCACCGUCGGCUAUAUAAUCUACCAGCGCACCAUGGCGCGCGCCAAAGAACUCGAGAUCGAGGAGCUUGAAGCUGCAAAUGGGGAUGUGGCUGCCGGUAGAAGAGUCGUCGCAGAAUACAGCGAUGCUAACAAUGAUGAUGCGGCAUUGAUGAAUGAUGAUGAUAUAUCUUUAUGGGACAACGAUGCACAGACGGGAUACACGGAUUUUGUAGAUGAGGAUGAGGGUCAUGUUUUUGCAAAUGGAGAUUUAGAUGAGGAAGCGGAUAUUGGAAAGACAACGAGAACUUAG
Messenger RNA from Botrytis byssoidea, 1167 nucleotides. RefSeq lists its product as uncharacterized. NCBI's taxonomy places the organism in Eukaryota, Fungi, Ascomycota, Leotiomycetes, Helotiales, Sclerotiniaceae. Gene Ontology annotation, biological process: mitotic spindle elongation; vesicle-mediated transport. Bases 1 to 1167 code for a protein of 388 amino acids. The record is from RefSeq and is a predicted model, not a curated record. The transcript has a single exon. Gene Ontology annotation, cellular component: Golgi membrane.